UGAUUUUCAUGAGUUGACUGACGCCCUUCUCUUAAGUCCCUCCCAUUAAUUUUAAAUGUCGCCCUUCCCAUGAUUAACACCUUUACUCAUCCCUUUGGGACGCUGGAUGAUCGUACUCAUCUACUAUACUGCUGAUAUAAGAAAGCAGUCUACCUAAUUUAAUAUACUUAUAUAACACAUUCUCAAACAUCAGCUUGAUCUCGAUUAUACGUCUCAUCAAUCUCGUUGGCCAUGACGACGUAGUGAAUAGCUAUCUCACCUACUCAUCGACGAUGAGAUCAUUUACCGAUAACCGGGAUCUCAUACCAGACAUCUAUCCCGGGGGAAAGGAAGCACACUUAAGCCAUCCUCUGGCAUGAAGCCGAUUAACCUUCCCUUCGUCUAGAACAAUUCGUUGCCAUAUCGACCCAAAUGUCUCAGGACUAGACCCGCUUUCACUAUACACACGCACAGCAACGGAGAAUAUAGAAUGUCUCAUAAGCAUGUGCCCUACAUUCUUCAACCAAGUAAUCUCCCGCGAAACUAGCGAUCGGACUAGUGAGCCGCAUCGCCUAGUUAUCGCUUUCGAAUUCCAUACCAGCGUGACUGAUAUACCCUCCACCAUGCCCCUACAAUAUCUCCCUUUGACUUUCUCGCUCUCUUUCUUUUGAGACUAAGUCUUCUUGCUACUGCGUCCAGGAAAGCGAAAUCCACGCAGAAGCAUGUCGUUUUCCAAAUUUCUCACGUUAUCGGCGACGGGGUUGCUGGUUUGGACCGGACAGGCGGCGCCCGCGUUUAGUAAUGUUACGAGCAAUGUACCGGCGAACGCGACGAAUUUUUAUAAGGGAGGGGCCCAGGUUCUGUCGAUUCCGUUGAGACGGGUUGAGCAUCAGGGUGUUGGGACGCCGAGUUUGGCUAGACGGUAUUUUAAUUCGGAGGUUUUGGGGGUUUAUGGCGCGGCGUAUUUUGCUGAGUUGACGAUGGGCACUGGUGAUGACCCUCAAUCAGUCAGCGUGUUAAUUGAUACGGGUUCGUUCGAGUUAUGGGUUAAUCCGGACUGUUCCUCGACGAAUGUGAAGGAUUACUGUGAUGCUUUCGGGCAUUACGAUCCAGCUCGGUCCCCAUCGGCGAAGAACCUCAACAAGAAUUUUGGGAUUCAAUAUGGACAGGGCAGUGCGUCGGGCAGCUAUUACACAGACGACGUGUAUAUCUCGGGCGCAAGGGUUCAAGACCAGCAAUUCGGUGUCUCGAACACGUCGAGUGAUGUUUGGUUUGGUAUUUUGGGGCUAGGUCGUGGUAAGGGGGGUGGCGUUGUUGAGUAUUCUUCUGUCGUCGAUUCGUUGGCCGCUCAGGGGUACACGAACAGCAAACUGUUCAGCUUGGAUCUAGGUGAUCAGCCUGGUGGUACAGCGGCCGUCACGGGAGAAAUGGUCUUUGGUGGCGUCGACACAAACAAGUUUUCGGGUAACUUAGCGAAAGUACCUACCGAUCCUUCGGACCCACACUACGUUGUAACACUUAACUCGCUUACUCUCCAAACGCCCGACUCUGCCCCUGCCUCUGGAUCCGACAAUGCCGUUUCCCUCGUCGCCAGCGAGCCAAUCACCGAUUCUAAUAUGCCUCUUCCUGUUGUUGUUGAUUCCGGUACGACGCUUUCACUCCUCCCUGAGUCUAUGGUAUCCGCACUGGCAGCCAAGUUUUCGGGUUCUAAAUCUGACGGUAACGGCGGUUACACCGUACCAUGCUCCCUACGUGACGAAGCCGCGGGCGGCACUCUGGACUUCGAGUUCGCGGGCGAAGGCGGUGCUCCGGUCGUGAUCAAUGUCGCGUACAGCGACUUCAUCUGGUAUGGUGGAAAUGAUCAGUGCUUCCUCGGCGCUUGGUAUACUGGGGAUAUUGGGGUGUGGAUCUUGGGUGAUACUUUUUUGAGAGGAGCCUAUGUGGCCUUUGACCAAAGCAACGAUGCCCUUUACAUGGCGAACUACAUCCGAUGUAAGGAAGAAUCCAAUCUCGUUGCCGUUCCUGCCGGUCCCGAUGCCGCGGCCGACAUCCCGGGCUCCUGCAAACCGCCUGCCGUAGCGCGCCCCGCAUCUCCGACUAAACCGUCAUCGGAUGAUCCGCCGCCCACUCCAGCUACUACAACGGUCGCUGUUCAGAAGCAAGCCAGCGCUACCCCGGAUGAAGACUGCGAUGAUGACGAUGAUGUCAAUAUUCGGAAAAUGCACUUCGAGACAUCGACUGCAACGGAGACAUUCACGAGUACGAUGAUCCGACAUGCAGUGUACACGAUGGACGGGCAAAAGGUAACGACCAGCCACGAAACUAUCGUCGCAACAUUCUGCCCCGGCGAUAUCAUACCUCCAUCUCCUGCCCCUCCAGCCCCUGCUCCACCGCAUCCGCAUCCGCAUCCACAGCCGGAGACACAUGCCCAUACCACAACAAAACCAGUCGCAGCAGCAACCCGCGUGGCAACAAUAACUACCGAAGAGCACCAAGUCGUCGCCACAGAAACCUGCUCAACCCGCAUCUACGCCGUAACAUCCUGCGAACCCUCGGCCGAGGACUGCACAAUCGGCGCAACAACGACGGAAGUAAUAACCCUCUUCCCAACCCCCCACAUCCACGCCAACCCAUCUCCCCCCUCAUCACCACUACAAGCGCACUACGACGGCCCCCAAAUAUCCUACUCCACAUACUACACCCCCUCCCCAUACCCCCAAUCCCAACCCCCAUCCCCACCACAGCAAAACAUAGCCAACGGCAUGAGCGCAGGUGUAAACUACGGCGGUAUGAGUUGGGGUUUCAACAACAGCAGCUCUAAUCUCGCGGGCGUAGCUAUUGCGGGCGGUGAUGCAAGUCGUGGAAUAGGAGCUAUCGCCACGCCGACGAGGACGAGAGAGGGUGUUCCUAUGGGACCGACUGCGUCGCAGACUGAGUUUAUACUACCUGCUUCUAGCGCAGUGGGAAGGAUAGGAAUCCGAGUAGAAGCUGUCUUUUUGUGGAGUACGGUAGUGGUGGGGGUGAUGACGUGGGUGGCGUUCACAUAA
This is a messenger RNA of Hypoxylon trugodes, 3026 nucleotides long. RefSeq names its product acid protease. The record is from RefSeq and is a predicted model, not a curated record. Gene Ontology annotation, biological process: proteolysis. Gene Ontology annotation, molecular function: aspartic-type endopeptidase activity. The coding region runs from base 702 to 3026 and encodes 774 amino acids. The transcript has 6 exons. NCBI's taxonomy places the organism in Eukaryota, Fungi, Ascomycota, Sordariomycetes, Xylariales, Hypoxylaceae.